AUGGAUGCUCUCAUAAUCGUAGACUUUCAAAAUGAUUUCGUUGAGAAUGGGUCUCUAGCUGUCGAAGGGGGUUUGUCGUUAACCGGCCCCAUCAACAACUUGAUCCAUUUUAGAAAGUGGGGUUGUGUAAUUGCAACGAAGGAUUGGCACCCUGAGAAGCAUAUUUCUUUCGCUUCCACCCAUGGUACGCCUGUGUUCUCAGGUAUAGAUCUUAUGAUAAACGGGAGAGAUACGCAUUUAACAUUAUGGCCUGAUCAUUGCGUGCAAGAGUCCCAUGGUGCCAUGAUAGUUGAUGGAAUUGAUUUCAAGUCGAUUGAUCUUAUUUUACCGAAAGGAUGUGACCCUGAAUAUGAGUUCUACUCAGCAUUUCGUGAUGUUACAAAAACAAAAGAGACAGAGCUUCUGGGCUAUCUGAAAUCCAAAGCUAUUAAGUCAGUUUAUGUUGUUGGACUGGCACUAGAUUUUUGUGUUUUGCAUACCGCUUUAGAUGCUGUGGAAUAUGGGUUUGACACAACGGUUCUGGUUUCUUACACGAAGCCAAUAUCCGUAGAAGGCGCGAAUCGCGCCCUCCACUUGCUCCAAGAAAACGGGGUCAAGUGUAUUAUGGAGGCAAUUAAUUAA
Molecule: messenger RNA, 621 nt
Organism: Wickerhamiella sorbophila
Lineage: Eukaryota; Fungi; Ascomycota; Dipodascomycetes; Dipodascales; Trichomonascaceae
Product: Nicotinamidase
Exons: 1
Coding region: 1-621 (206 amino acids)
Source: RefSeq, a predicted model, not a curated record